GUGGCUUUCUGCUGAUAGUCUCCCUCUCUGCCGGAGUAAAACCUUCUCUGUGUGGCAUAUCACAGGAGGGACACAAACCAGACGUUUUUGAAGGUACAGAACAGGGAAGGAGAGAGAAGAAACGUUUGUCACAGGUUGCAGCUGCUGUGGUUACACAGUCAUGGCAUCAGCAGCUUCACCAAAAAGGAUGGUAUCCUCCAUCUUCAUCACUCUGGCCUCUCCUCAUAAAGCCACUCUGACACAGCAGAAGCCCGCCCUCCAGGCCCACAGUGCACCAGCUGGAGAAAAGCAGCAAACAGCGGUACGAGUCAGCCCCAGUGACAGCAUCCCCAACCUUUUACGUAAGAAAGACACACUGUCUGAGGCUCCAAGCAGUGUAGAUAACACAGGCCAGACUCGUGCUGUGGCCCCCACCCGAAUCUCAGACCCUCAGAGCCCAACACCGGCCCAACCUGGACCCAACAGAGGGGAGCUACAACCACGUGAAAAGUCUGCUGCAGAUCCCUUCCCUCCUCCUCCUCCUCCUCCUCCUGCUGCUGCUGCUGCAGUGUCUUCAUCCAUAGCAACAUCUCCCUCUGAAGAAUCAUUACCUCCACCUCCUCCUACUGCUCAGACUCCUCGCUCCAAACCUGUCACCCCUGGAAAACAGUCACCUAAAAACAAAGUGGUAGAAACAAGCACACCAUCUAGUGGGUUAAAACAAGAUGAGCAUUCUCAGGAGAUCCCUGAAAUUGGCCAAGACAUGAGCAGCCAGAGUAAAGAGGUGUGUGGCUUUUGUCGGAAACCUGUUGCUCUUUCUGAGCCAGCGAUAGAGGCUUUGAACAGGACGUACCACGAUGGCUGCUUCCAGUGUAGAUCCUGUCACAGUCCACUGGCAGGGAAGCAUUAUUACAACAAGGCGGGAACCCCCCUCUGUGAAGACUGCUACCAGGCCAGUCUGGAGCUUUGCUGGGCCUGUGGGGAGCCAAUCACAGACCAUGUAAUCCGAGCACUGGAGCGAGCCUACCAUCUCACUUGUUUCACCUGUGCAACGUGUAAACAGCAAAUCGGAGAGCAACCUUUUGCUCAGGGAGAAGUCGGAGAAGUUUACUGUCUCCCAGACUACUACAGGAAGUAUGCUCCAAAGUGUAGCGCCUGUAACCAGCUUAUCAUUCCCAAAGAGGAUGGUACCGACAGCUACAAUGUUGAGUGCCUGGGACGCUCCUACCACGAAAACUGCUACAGAUGUGAGGUCUGUUUCAUCCAGCUCUCUCCUGAACCCAGUGAGCAUGGAUGCUAUCCUCUGGAGGGGAGGAUGCUCUGUAAAACAUGCCAUAUGAAACUGGUCUCAGGUCAGCACUAACACUGGCCUCUCUGCCCAGGAUAAACUGCAACUUAAGGGAAAAGUACCACCAACGGGAUGGGAGACGUGAUGCUGGAGUACAUACACUAUACAUCCUUUUUUAUGGAUCAAAAGUGCUUUUAAUUUUUUACUAAUAUCAUGCUUUUUUAAGAUCUUCUUAUUUUACUUUUAUACUUGACCAUUUUGCACUCAAACUCUACAAAAUGUACCAAAUGUAUUUAUGUAACAUGAAUGUAAAAAGAGCAUUAUUUGAUUUCUCUUUAACAUCUUAAUCCAUUUACAGUUUUUAAACCACUUUAACCAUAAAAAUAAAACAUAACAAAAAAAACAUGAAAAAAAUGUACUAAUAUAUUUUAUCUCUCCACCAGCAACUGUUACACGUACACUAUGACCAAGCAUUAGCAUGAAAAAAAUACUAUUUUCAUAACUCUGACUUCCCAAAUUCAACUCAGUUGGAUUGAUUAUCACGUGUCAUCCCUCCAAGGGGAAACUGAUUCACCUGCACAGAUAACACAGGUAAAAAAAAAAAAAAAAGAAAAAAAGAAAAAGAAAAAAGAAAGAAACUUUAUACGGCAAACUCCACACAGCGAUUAAACUGCAGACACUUUUAGCUCCUGCCACUUGUCAAA
Cheilinus undulatus (humphead wrasse) is the source of this 1971-nucleotide messenger RNA. RefSeq names its product filamin binding LIM protein 1 (gene fblim1). The transcript has 8 exons. Gene Ontology annotation, cellular component: focal adhesion; stress fiber. Gene Ontology annotation, biological process: cell-cell adhesion. The coding region runs from base 161 to 1342 and encodes 393 amino acids. Gene Ontology annotation, molecular function: filamin binding. The record is from RefSeq and is a predicted model, not a curated record. NCBI's taxonomy places the organism in Eukaryota, Metazoa, Chordata, Actinopteri, Labriformes, Labridae.